AUGAUGUUUGACGUCAGUAAUUGUGGUCCAGUCUAUAACUGCGCAAGCGUCCUAGAUAUUUGCGCAAUUGUGCUAAACAGCUUCGGCUGCUUGGCAAAUCUCACUGUUACUGUUCUUCUCUUCUGCCUUCGCUGUAAGAAGUCCGAAGGCCUGAUCCUUUUGCGAGUCCUCUCUUCCAGUUGCUUAGCUUUCACGGUCAUAAACUUUAUGGAAAAAGUUGGCUUCCAUAACCCCAACACCGGCAACCAUUACGUGGACGGCCUCAUCUGCACUUUAUGGACCACUCGUUUUCCCUUCUGGUACACUUACUGUCAAAUCUGCCACAGCCUUUACUUCUUCGUCUGUAACAGGGCCUCCGAGAUGCUGCAAAUGAACAAUUAUCCCAUUACCACGGAGAAACAGCGUCUCACUGCCUACCUCCUGCUGGUCUUUAUUUUCAGUUUCAUUGGGGCGUUGCCUCUGCUACUAAUGACGCAUCCAAAUACAAAGAAUUGUGCAUGUGCUCCACUGCCUGAGAACUUUACCAUUCUCACAUUGCUGUAUGCUCACGCGUUUCUCUCGGUCAUGCUUUUUGGAUUCAUUUAUCCGGUAAUUUGUCUCUGUAUCUGCACUGCUUUGAUUCUGCGAUUGCGGAAAUCAGAAAGGGGUUUUAUUACAGAUGAACUUGAUGAAUCCUACUUUCCAAAAUCGCAGUCAUUGCCAGCAUCCGCAACUAGCACCACAACCAGCACCCCAUCUGUACAGUCAGGGUCAUCUUCAGCUGAACGUGACAUUCGUGACUGUGAAAGUAAUAGCGCUGGGACCCUUGAGAGAUUGGCUAAUAAAUCUGUUCGUCAUGCCUGGUCGGCUUCCUGUUGUAUCAUACCUCUAACUGCUGCCUUCAUAGCGGGCACAAGCUUUGAGUCCAUUCAACAAUUGCUGAGUGCGGCUGGUGUUUUCACGUAUAAGCUGCGCAGUCCAGCUCAACAGUUCAGUGUGACAUUGACAAGCCUGUCUACCGCGUUGGUACCACUUAUCCUCUUUUUCCAUAUCCCUGCGAUGCGGUCGCUGAUCUUCGUCGCAAUUGAAUCAAUACAAAAUAAAAUCAGUGGGAAAAAAUUGGCGGACGUUGGAGACCUCUCUCGAUGA
Dibothriocephalus latus is the source of this 1128-nucleotide messenger RNA. The record is from the annotation of a GenBank genome assembly. Lineage: Eukaryota; Metazoa; Platyhelminthes; Cestoda; Diphyllobothriidea; Diphyllobothriidae.